AUGCAUAUCAUAAUUCAUAUUAUACUCAUAUUUGUUCUAUUGAUCAUUAUCGUUCAAUCUCAAGGUGGUGGUGGAGGAGGAGGUGGCGGCGGCGGCGGUGGUAGAAGUGGAAGUAAUCAAAGCUAUGUUAAUCCAUGUUUAACCUUUGAAUGUGAAUUAGCAGUAUUCGUUUUGAAAAUCGUUGGUGUACUGCUUGCUGGAGUCGCCAUUGUAUGGGCAAUUCGAUCACGGAUUCGUCAAUGUACAGGUGGUAAGCCACCAGUAGAUAACACAGCAUUUAUCAAUCAAAAUUCUCGUCAAAAUGUUAACUCCCAAAAUGAUCCUUUCGUGGAUGGUAUCUGGUCUAGUCGAUAUUUUCAAUAUAAUAAAUGGCAUACAUCCAAUCAAUUAUCACUCUCGUUCAAUCGAUAUUCAUAUCAAGUAAGCGGCGAAGGAACAGAUGAAAUCGGUAGCUAUACUAUCGAUGGUAUCUUUUGUAUGAAAACUCUUCGUAUGGGUCUAACGAAGAUUUAUCAAGCAAGAACAGGAGAUCUUACAGAGAACUUUGGACAUACGGUGACUAUACAAUUGAUCUGGGAUUUAAAGCGUAAUCGAUUCAAGGGAAAAUGGUAUACUCAAACAAAUAAAUAUCGUGGAGAAGACAAGUUUGAAUUAAACUUCGAAGCUUCGGCUCCAUUGAUUGAAACAAACAAUCGUACUUGGCAGCCUGGUAUUCCGGUUGUAUAA
Messenger RNA from Rotaria socialis, 726 nucleotides. The record is from the annotation of a GenBank genome assembly. Lineage: Eukaryota; Metazoa; Rotifera; Eurotatoria; Philodinida; Philodinidae.